Camellia sinensis is the source of this 2697-nucleotide messenger RNA. RefSeq names its product scarecrow-like protein 6. The record is from RefSeq and is a predicted model, not a curated record. NCBI's taxonomy places the organism in Eukaryota, Viridiplantae, Streptophyta, Magnoliopsida, Ericales, Theaceae.
UGAAAGUGGAUUUUCUUGUUUGUGCGUCAGAACCUUCCAUUGAUGACCAAAGCCUACAAGACUGCUACAAUCUCCUUUGAUUUUAUUUUAUUUUUAUUUUUAUUUUUAAAGUAGCAUUACUUCAAAUUAUUAUUAUUUUUUUUUUCAUAGUUUGUAUAUAUAAAAACUUUUUGUUUUCUGGGGAAAAAAAAUCAAAAAAUCUGGGUUUUGAAAUCUGGGUUGAGAGAGAGAUUGUGGGUUCGUGGGUCUUUGUUAGAUGAAGGGAUGCCCUUACCAUUUGAUUUUGAGGGGAAGGGGGUGUUAGAGUUUGUUACAGACUCAUUGUCUUCAUCUUCAUCUUCAUUUUCUUCAUUGUCUCCAUUUUCAAAUCCAUUGCUGAAUCAGUGGAAGAGCAAAGAAGGUGCUUUUUUGGGUAGUGAACCCACCUCUGUCCUGGAUUCAAUCGGAAGCCCAAGCCCUCAAACUUCAACUUCAACCCUGUCUUCUUCUUUGCCCGGCGGCGGUGGCGGCGGAGGAGUGGCGGCGGUUUCAGGAAACCCAUCUCAAAAAUGGCCUCCACCGCAAGAAACCACCAGCUCGAAUGUGGGAGUUGAAUCAGAGCUCCAGCCAGCUCCGCCACCACCGCAGACCACCACCGCAAUUGCAGCCACAGAGGCAGAGAAAUGUGCUCUGGGAAUGGGGAUGGAGGAUUGGGAGAGCCAAGAACAAUCCAUUUUCCGCUGGAUCAUGGGAGAUGUGGAGGACCCAUCAAUGGGUCUCAACAAGCUGUUGCAAUCCGCCGCCGUCAGCGGCGGCGCUCCGGCGUCGGAGUUGGAAUUCACCGGUGGUGGCUUUGGUGUUGUAGAUCAAGGUUUUGGGUUAGACCCAGUUGGCUCAUCUCUUCCAAACCCUCCUAUCUUCUCUCCAUUAUCAAACAAUCUCUUACCCAUUUCACUCUCUCCAAUUGCCUUCAACAACCCACCACAACAAUGUCAACAACCACUCGAACCCACCGAUUCCAAGCCCCAAAUUUUCAAUCCACCAUUUCUAAUCAACCAUCACCAAUCUCACCAUACCCAAAACCCAUCAUUUUUCUUGCCGGAGCACUACCUUGCUCCACCACCACAGGCCAAAAGGCACCACCAUAGUGGCCUUGAACCCCCCAAAGGCCCGUUUUCGAAUCACCAGCUUCAAUUGCUUCCUCAAUAUGUUCAACAAAGGCCAACAAUAUCAAUGAAACAGAGAAUUGUAGUCGGCGAUGAAAUGGGGAUGAAUCAACAGCAACAACAGACUAUAAUUGAUUUCAUUUCCGAGGCCGCAGAGCUAAUUCAGACGGGGAAUUCAAUACUCGCGCAAGAGAUAUUGGCGCGGCUCAAUCACCAGCUCUCUCCCAUCGGUAAGCCUUUCAAUAGGGCUGCUUUUUUCUGUAAAGAGGCUCUGCAAUUCAUUCUCCAUACAAGCAAUAUGAACCCGGUGCCGCCCAAUUCGCCUUUCAAUCUCAUUCUCAAGAUUGGUGCUUACAAGUCAUUCUCAGAAAUCUCACCUUUCAUUCAAUUUGCCCAUUUUACUUGUAACCAAGCACUCCUUGAAGUUUUAGAAGGGUUUGAUCGAAUUCAUGUUAUAGAUUUCGACAUUGGUUAUGGUGGGCAGUGGGCUUCUUUGAUGCAGGAGCUUGCUCUGAGAAGUAAUGGGGCUCCAUCACUGAAAAUCACUGCGUUCGCGUCUCCCUCAACCCAUGAUCAGCUUGAGCUCGGCCUCACUAGAGAGAAUUUGAUCCAUUUUGCCGGUGAAAUUAAUAUGGCGUUCGAAUUCGAAAUUGUAAACAUUGAUUCGUUGAGUUCUGCUUCAUGGUCACUGCCUUUUCAUGUCUCUGACAAUGAGGCUGUUGCAGUCAAUCUCCCCGUUGGUUCGCUUUCGAAUUACCAAAUGUCCCUUCCGCUAAUCCUUAGCUUCAUUAAGCAAUUAUCCCCAAAAAUUGUGGUUUCUGUGGAUAGAGGUUGUGACCGGACUGACCUCCCUUUUCCAAAUCAUGUAAUUCAAGCACUCCAGUCUUUAUCAAUCUUGCUUGAAUCUCUUGAUGCUGUGAAUAUCAACCCUGAUGCAUUGCAAAAGAUUGAGAGGUUUUUCCUCCAACCGGGUAUUGAAAAAACCCUAAUGGGUCGCUAUCGUUCCCCAGAGAAGACGCCCCAUUGGAGGACAUUGUUUCUAUCAUGUGGAUUCUCCCCAUUGACAUUCAGUAACUUUGCGGAAUCACAAGCUGAGUGUGUGGUGAAGAGGACUCCGGUUAGGGGUUUUCAUGUCGAGAAGAGACAGUCUUCGCUCGUUCUCUGCUGGCAACGAAAGGACCUCGUCUCAGCUUCAGCUUGGAUGUGCUGAGGGGCAGAGCGGCAUGAUGAUUAUGUCUGAUUCGCCAAAUCUGUUCCAGUCAAGAAGGUCUAUUCUCUGAUCUUUUUGAACCUCCUUGACUGUAAUUUCAACUUUGCUAAUUGUUGUUGUGGUUUAGGCAUUAUUGUUUCCAAGUAAAAAAAAAGAACCAGAAGUUUUAGUAACUGGAUGGUUUAGCAUAGCUCUAUUUUCUUUCAAUCUCUUAUGUUCAAUGUGGGUAUUAUUACUAUUAUGGUGUUUUGGGUUCUAAUUAGUUUUGGGGCUAUUUGUUGUACACUUAACAAGAAGGCAAAACCAGAAAUGGAAAGAAGAAGAAUUUAACCCUUCAAUCCA